AUGCCCUCAUUAAAAUCUCCUUGCUCGGCACCAUCUCCACAAGCGCCAUCAAAAAAGCGAUUCCGCUUCAAGUCAUCCAAGUACCAAGCGCAAGAAUCCCCGCUGUCAAGCAACACGGGUUCAGAAGAGACCCCAGAGAUCUCAACCGAAAAGCAAGGUAGCACACCAGAUAUCUUCAAUCCCAACCACGGCAGCAUUUCCAUUCCAGACCUCAAGCUCUUCCACCACUACGUUACCGAGGCCUACCGCACCCUCGCCGACCAGUCCAUGGACCGCAACCGUGUCUGGCAGACCCAUCUUCCACAAUGGGGCUUUUCCUCGCCAUCGAUCUUCCACCUGAUCCUCGCUCUCUCGGCGCUCCAUCUAGGUUAUUUGCAGCCGGAGCUGCGAGACCAAUACGUGAUGCAGGCCGACAGUCAUUUCACCUUCGGGAUUCGAUCCGUCACGGCCGUGCUGUCGAAGCUUGACCCCGAGAACUGCCAGCUAAUCUACAUGUCGGCGGUGUUGAUCUGCCUCGUGUAUUUCGGGCACGGCCCGCGAUUGGGUGAGUACCUGGUGUUCGGAGAGACCGGCAAGGCUGAAUGGCUGGUUCUGAUGAGAGGGGUGCGGUCGAUUCUGCACGCCCACCGAUCAAAGAUAUUUACUGGGGUCCUGGAACCCCAGCCUGAUCCCUCGAUCCAGGGAGUUGGCCCGUUACUACAGGACGAGCUUUGCCAACAGAAGUAUCAUGUCGAGAAAGUUCGACAACUCAUCGAUUCACAACAUCUGGACGUGGAUACACACAUAAUGUAUGCCGGGGCCAUCGAUAACUUACUGGAGAUGUUUGAGGAGGCAUAUGCCUUUCGCAGUGCAGGCAAAGACGGUAUCUGCGUGUUGCAUGUUGUCGUCGGCUGGAUCUAUCGGCGUCCCGAGGAGUUUAUCAACCUACUCGAGGCCAAGGAUCCGCUGGCUAUGGUUGUCCUCGCCCACUGGUGUAUGCUUUUGAAAUUCAUGCGAUCUUCCUGGUUGAUGGUUGGCUGGGAUGAGCAUGUCAUUCGGGGGAUCCAGACAUCUUUACGGGCAGACUAUCGGGGCUGGAUCUCGUGGCCUGUGAGCUUUAUCCAGAGUUGA
Penicillium alfredii is the source of this 1110-nucleotide messenger RNA. RefSeq lists its product as uncharacterized. Gene Ontology annotation, molecular function: DNA-binding transcription activator activity, RNA polymerase II-specific. Lineage: Eukaryota; Fungi; Ascomycota; Eurotiomycetes; Eurotiales; Aspergillaceae. The coding region runs from base 1 to 1110 and encodes 369 amino acids. The record is from RefSeq and is a predicted model, not a curated record. Gene Ontology annotation, biological process: regulation of transcription by RNA polymerase II. The transcript has a single exon.